Tachysurus vachellii is the source of this 1681-nucleotide messenger RNA. It is a transcript of the gene commd5, whose product is annotated as COMM domain containing 5. NCBI's taxonomy places the organism in Eukaryota, Metazoa, Chordata, Actinopteri, Siluriformes, Bagridae. Gene Ontology annotation, cellular component: nucleus. The transcript has 7 exons. Bases 133 to 789 code for a protein of 218 amino acids. The record is from RefSeq and is a predicted model, not a curated record.
AGAAAAGUCCCAGUUUCCAGUUGGCCUUGAAUGUAGCGUAAUAAUACGAGAUAUGCCGGACGGUAUUUUGAGCUGACUUGUCUUGGGCGUGAAGCUGUACGCGGUAAAUAUAUACUUAUUACAAACUACUACAUGAUGGCUGAACAUAAUGUUAAGCUUUGGGGAGGAAGAAUCCCAAGAGAAGUCGUCAACAUGGCCAAACACUUGAAAGAUCUGGAUAAACAACUCUUCAGACGAAUACUUAAAGCUGUUGUAAAUGCAUUGGAUGGCAAAGCGUGCAGUGGGUGCAUGGCAGAUAUUAUUGAGGAUAAUCUCCUUUCAGAAGACAAGCUUAGCGACAUUGUGUCAGGCAUGUAUGAGCUACUAAGGGAAGCUUUACGUGUAUCACCAUCUUCAGUGAAAAUAGAGAGCUUUGAAGAUGAUCUUCAUGAUCUAAGGAUUUUUGAGGAGUUCAUUGCAGACAUUUCCGGCAUUGUCUUUGGACAUGGGCGGCCAUCACUUGAUGCUUCUGGUGCAAAGCAUGGUUCAACAUUGCCUAAAUUAGAAAAAGUCAGAUGGAGAGUGGAUGUUGCAAUUUCAACAAGUUCCUUGUCUCGAGCUUUACAGCCAACUGUUAUAUUGCAGUUGACACUUUCUGAUGGGAUUCUUCAUCAAUUUGAGGUUCCUGUGUCCAAGUUCCAGGAGUUGCGGUACAAUGUUGCACACAUUCUUAAAGAAAUGAAUGACUUGGAGAAGCGAAGUGUUCUCAAGAUCAAAGAUUAUCAUUCAAAUUACAUUACCAUUAAGUGAGCAUAAUGUUACAUUUAUUCAGUAAGAAAUCUAUUAUUGAUUGAGUGCUUAUACAGUACAACAGUUCAUAUGAUUAAAUUACUAUGUGUUUGAUGCCUUUGGAUAUCCAUUUUACAAACUGCAAUAAAGGUGCUUGCUUUUAUUUUUUUUUUUUUCCUUGGGCAGUGUUGUUGCUUAAAAAAGUUAUAUUUACAUCCAUGCAACAUAUACAGAAUAUUGUUUAAACACCGUGUGGUUCAACACUGGUAAAUGAAUUAAAAGGCCAAUAUCAAAAAAUAUUUUUUUCCCUUUAAUUGCAUUCAGUGUUAUAUAUGUAUUGUUGGUACAAAACCACAGACUUUGUCUACAUCACAAAAAAUAAAUUUGACUAACUCAACAUCACAGCACAAACAAACCACAUACUGUGCCUUGUAAAAAGAUUUAACCCCUUUACAAGUCAUCAGAUUCAUCUUGAUUACAAAUGACACUAGCAUAGAUUGUUCCAUACAAUAUUUUUAUUUUUAAAAAAUGUGCGUUUAAAAUACAUUUUUUAAAUUUAAAUUUAAAAAGAUUAACAAGUACAAUGUUCUGGAAUGGCCACCAAAGUCCCCAGACCUGAAUAUCAUUGAACAUCUGUGGGGUGAUUUGAAGCGGGCUGUCCAAGCUCGGCAACCAUCAAACCUAACUGAACUGGAGAUGUUUUGUAAGGAGGGAUGGUCCAAAAUACAUUCAUUCAGAAUCCAGACACUCAUUACAGGCUAUAGGAAGCAUCUUGAGGCUGUUAUUGUUAUUUAGGCUCUACUAAAUAUUGAUGUGAUUUUUGGGGUGCCCAAAUUUAUGCACCUGUCUAAUUUCUUUUGAUGCAUAUUGCGCAUUUUCUGUUAAUCCAAUAAACCUCAUUUUACUACUGAAA